This is a messenger RNA of Syngnathoides biaculeatus (alligator pipefish), 2407 nucleotides long. It is a transcript of the gene kcnc1b, whose product is annotated as potassium voltage-gated channel, Shaw-related subfamily, member 1b. Gene Ontology annotation, cellular component: neuronal cell body membrane; dendrite membrane; voltage-gated potassium channel complex. Gene Ontology annotation, molecular function: delayed rectifier potassium channel activity; protein binding. The transcript has 7 exons. Gene Ontology annotation, biological process: protein homooligomerization; potassium ion transmembrane transport. NCBI's taxonomy places the organism in Eukaryota, Metazoa, Chordata, Actinopteri, Syngnathiformes, Syngnathidae. The record is from RefSeq and is a predicted model, not a curated record. Bases 590 to 2407 code for a protein of 605 amino acids.
UCGAACUCCCAAACUAUUCUAAACAAACCAGUGCAGCGUGCUCGUUGCGUCAUUCGUCCAAUAGAAAUUUGCAACCCGCGAUCCAUCAUGUAGCGGACGCCUUCGUUGUUUUCAUUCAUUGUUAUUGCUGCUGUUGGUGUGUUUUUUUUUCCCCACCUAUGUGAGGGGCGGAUCUUGUGCAUGCAUGCACAUUGCUCACACCUUUGAGCAAGCAGUUGUGCACGUAGCUGCCUCCUGAGUGACAAGGGGAAGAUUGGGCGCUGUGAAACGCCGUAACAGGAGAGCAAGCACUUAGGGGUGCAUCACUGGGCAUGCUCCAUUUGAGUGGGAAGAAGACAGUGAGCAUGUUCACCGGUCGAGGAGGAGGAGAGGGACAAGUCUCGGUGCCGCCGAGACAAAGAGCUAGGCUGCGCGUCGGUGUGAAGGAAGGAGGCGCGUCUGGAGGAGGGCUCGAUUACAGCAGGAGGACCGGCGGCAGGACAGGCGCUGUCCGCUCAGCACCAGCGCCGCGGUCACCUUGCCGUCGUCAAGUCGAUCAAAGCCUGACAUCGGGCACGUCAGCGUCCACAUUCCAAAAGGUCGCCGGCUGAUGCGCGUCAAGCCGAGGGACGCGAUGGGCCUGAGCGACGACAAGGAUCGCAUCGUGAUCAACGUGGGAGGGAUCCGGCACCAGACGUACCGCAGCACCCUUCGCACCCUGCCCGGCACCCGCCUUUCGUGGCUGGCCGAGCCCGACGCUCCCAACCACUUUGACUAUGACGCCAAGAUCGAGGAGUUUUUUUUCGACCGCCACCCGGGGGUCUUCGCGCACAUCCUCAACUAUUACAGGACAGGUAAGCUGCACUGCCCGGCCGAUGUGUGCGGGCCGCUCUACGAGGAGGAGUUGGCCUUCUGGGGCAUCGACGAGACGGACGUGGAGCCGUGCUGCUGGAUGACCUACCGCCAGCACCGGGAGGCGGAGGAGGCCCUUGAUAGUUUCGGCGGGGGGGGACUCUUGGACCUGGGCAACGACGAUGCCGAGCCCGAGCAGGAGCACACGGAGGACGACGUGGAUGAAAUGACGCGGAGGCUGGCGCACGGAGACUCUCCUGACGCCCGGAGCGGCACUUUGUGGAGCCGCUGGCAGAAGCGCGUCUGGGCACUGUUUGAGGACCCGUACUCCUCGAAAUAUGCAAGGUGGGUGGCUCUGGCCUCGCUGUUCUUUAUCCUGGUUUCCAUCACCACGUUCUGUCUGGAGACCCACGAGGCCUUCAACCCCAUCAUCAACCGCACCGAGGUGGAGCUGGUGGACAACAUCACGGUGGAGCACACCUACCAGGAGCCCGAGACAGCCGCCUACCUCACCUACAUCGAAGGCGUUUGCGUCGUGUGGUUCACUUUUGAAUUCCUGAUGCGAAUAACUUUCUGUCCAAACAAAUUUGACUUCAUCCGGAACGCCCUGAACAUCAUCGACUUUGUGGCCAUCCUGCCCUUCUACCUGGAGGUGGGCCUCAGUGGGCUCUCUUCAAAGGCAGCUAAGGACGUGCUGGGUUUCCUCCGAGUGGUCCGCUUUGUCAGGAUCCUGCGUAUAUUCAAGCUCACUCGCCACUUUGUGGGUCUGAGGGUGCUGGGCCACACGCUGAGAGCCAGCACCAACGAGUUCCUUCUCCUCAUCAUAUUCCUCGCCCUGGGUGUCCUCAUCUUUGCCACUAUGAUCUACUACGCGGAACGAAUCGGCGCAAACCCCAACGACCCUCGAGCCAGCGAGCACACGCAAUUCAAGAACAUCCCGAUCGGAUUCUGGUGGGCCGUGGUGACCAUGACGACCCUCGGCUACGGUGACAUGUACCCGCAGACCACAUCUGGUAUGCUGGUGGGAGCCUUGUGCGCCCUCGCUGGUGUACUAACCAUCGCGAUGCCAGUCCCGGUGAUUGUCAACAACUUUGGAAUGUACUACUCCCUGGCCAUGGCGAAACAGAAACUACCAAAGAAAAAAAAUAGGCAUAUCCCACGGGCACCCCAACCUGGUUCUCCAAAUUUCUGUAAAUCGAGCAUCAGCUCACAACAUCAGAGCCCUGUUGCCCAUGACGACGUUUUCGAGAUAAAGUUCCAAGAUUCCAAGCUUAACGGCGAGGCCGCUAAUGCCGCUCUGGCCAACGAGGACUGCCCCCACAUCGAUCAGGCCAUAUCUCCCGAGGAAAUCUUCAGUCCCAGCGAAAGAGAGCGGCCGUGCUUCCUGGUCACCACAGCCGAGCGGCCCAACCACACGGGGGGCAGAGUGAGGAGGGGUUAUGAAAAGCCUUGGAGCCUUAACAGCAUGUCUGGCAUGAGCGGGGAUGCCUCUGGAGUGUCCUCAGUGUCCGCCCUGCCCUGCAGCCCACCCUGUCUAAUGCAGCACUCACAUUCCCCCAUCCCAUCCAUUAUGUAG